AAAAAAAAAAAUUAUAAAAAAUAUUAAAUAACGUCUCGUAAAUAUAAAACUAGAAAUGGAUCUUCGUGAAGAAUUAAAAGAGAACAAACGUCAACUAGAGAACGGUGAAAUCAAUGAGAACGAAUAUAGCACACGCCGAAAGACAUUAUUAAACAAAUGGACAAACGAGUCAAAGAAAACGGAGAAAAUUAAACCUAUUCGCGCUGUUAACAAACCAAAGGAAAUGGAUUUAUACGAAAUCCUCAAGUUAAAACCCAGCGCGACUAAAGAUGAAAUUGGUUCAAGCUAUAGGAAACUUGCGAAGAAGUACCAUCCUGACAAGAAUGACGGCGUUGAAACCGAAGAGUGGGGAAAAAUCUCAAAAGCAUACCAAAUCCUCUCUGAUGAUAACAGCCGUACACUUUAUGAUAAUUUCGGAACAAUUAAUAAUUCCUUAGGAAGUAAAGCAUCAUUCAACUCACACGUAGGAGGAGAAUUAUGGCAAUCCUACAUUGGCAACUUAGAAAUUGGCCUCUGGUUGCUUUCAUUUAUGGAUAACAGCGAAUUAGAAAAUUUAUUCUCAACUGGAGAAAAAGAGCGCCGUCAUGCCAUUCGCGUAUCCAGCAUUGUUCGUUAUUUACAAAAUAAAUUAUUUCGAUCCCCAGAACAAGACGAAUCAUCACAAUUUGAAAAGAGCCUCUGUGAAGAAGCUAAAAAACUUUCCUAUGAACAUAAUGGUAAAGAGCUUCUAUCCACUUUAGGCAAAAUCUACAUUGAUGAAGCAGAAGCCUACCUUAAAAAAUCUUCUACAGUAGAGAGUAAUGAUUUUAUAGAGCGUUUGCUGUUAUUUUUAAAUAUUUUCUUUGGAUACUUAACGAGCCUAACUAAGAACAAACCAAAUCUGGAAGAGGUCAAUAAAUUAGUUUGGAAGCUUUCAAAGUCAGAAAUAUCUUCCAUCGCUCGAGAAACCUGUGAAAAAGUUCUUCAUGACAAGAAUCGCAGUGAAGCUGAAAGUAUUCAAAUUGCCGAAUAUAUGUGUAUCCUGGGUAAAGUGUGGCUGGAAGAAAGCAAAUUGUAGUUUUUUUCUAGCUUUAUUCUUCAAAUGAUGUUGUAUAUUUCUGUUUAUACAUACAUAUAUUUUUAAAAUCGAGCAAAUUCAUCAGUUUAAGCAAAAAUUAGUUAAUAUUAAGUGAAAAUUAUUAUACAAUAAACUCUUUCCAUUAUUUAAAGGUGUUAUUAUGCAUGCCACCCGAGAUGCCUACUUUUAACAGUUUUUAUAAUUUUUUAAAUAAUAACGUGUUAUUUUCACCCCAUGGCAAAAAUAACGUCUACCAAGAUUUAAUAGGCUGCAUAAUAAUUUUUUAUAGUGCGAAGGGUAGCUUUGUUACUUAUAUCAUACAGGAAAGUUUCUAUAUUUUAGUUCUGAAUCCUAUAUCUAUAUCCCUUUAAAAAAAUGAGACGAGUCAAAGGGAAAAUUCUUAUAUAGGUAACAUGAAUAAUUUUAAGUACCAAUUUUAUUUGUAAGCAUUGUUUAUGAAAAGUGAAAACUACAUAUAAUCAUAUAAUCU
Messenger RNA from Rhizophagus irregularis DAOM 181602=DAOM 197198, 1547 nucleotides. RefSeq lists its product as uncharacterized. Lineage: Eukaryota; Fungi; Glomeromycota; Glomeromycetes; Glomerales; Glomeraceae. The record is from RefSeq and is a predicted model, not a curated record.